Messenger RNA from Coregonus clupeaformis (lake whitefish), 4030 nucleotides. RefSeq lists its product as uncharacterized. Gene Ontology annotation, molecular function: protein binding; calcium ion binding. NCBI's taxonomy places the organism in Eukaryota, Metazoa, Chordata, Actinopteri, Salmoniformes, Salmonidae. Bases 578 to 4030 code for a protein of 1150 amino acids. The record is from RefSeq and is a predicted model, not a curated record. The transcript is spliced from 13 exons.
UCUCUUUGUUAUUUAUGCAGAGUGCCUACCACAGGCCCAACAAACCAGUCUCACACAUCAAGGGCAUGCAGAAGAUCAUGUCUCAACAGUCAUAAGGAAACACAAAGCAAAACUGCUGGAGAAGUAUACAUGUGUUUCUGAGGGUAUUGGAAAAGAAAGGGACCCAGAAGUCUUCAACAACAUCUACGCAGAGAUCUACAUCACAAAUGGAGAGAGUGAAAUAGUCAAUAGUGAACAUGAAGUGUUGCAGCUUGAGGAUACAUCCCAUCUAAAAGCAGACACAAUCAACUGCAAUGACAUCUUCAAACCCUUACUUGGAAAAGAGAAAGGAGAAGAGAGACCCAUCAGAACUGUGCUGACGAAGGGCAUCGCUGGCAUUGGAAAAACAUUCUCUGUGCAGAAGUUCAUCCUCGACUGGGCAGAAGGAAAAGCCAAUAAGGAUAUAGAUUUCAUCUUUGUCCUUCCUUUCAGGGAGCUGAAUUUGAUCCAAAGAUCUGACAGUGUUCAUAGUCUUCUGAGAAGCUUCCAUCCUGUUCUCAAAGAACUUGAUGGUCUGCUAUAUGAUACCUAUAAAGUAAUGAUCAUCUUUGAUGGUCUUGAUGAAAGCAGAUUUCAAUUGGAUUUCAAGAAUAACGAGACUUUGUUUAAAAUAACAGAUGAACAAUCAGUGGAUGUGUUGUUAACAAACAUCAUCAAGAGAAAUCUGCUUCCUGAAGCUCUCCUCUGGAUAACCUCCAGACCAGCAGCAGCCAAUAAGAUCCCCUGUAAGCACAUCGACCAGGUGACAGUAGUACGAGGGUUCAAUGAUGAACAGAAAAAAGAGUACUUCAGGAAGAAAGUCAAGGAUGAGAAGCUGGCCAGAAGAAUCAUCUCACAUGUGACCAUGUCAAGGAGUCUCCACAUCAUGUGCCAAAUACCCAUCUUCUGUUGGAUUGCUGCCAUGAUUCUUGGAAAAAUGCUCAGCGAAAAAGUCAGUGGAGUCCCUGAAACUCUGACUGCCAUGUACACACACUUCUUAGUCACCUUGACUGACUUCAAGGACCAGACGAAUCACACAAAUCCACAGAAAGUCUUGAAACAAAACAGAUCGUUAAUUUUAAAAAUCGGGCACCUGGCAUUUAAACAUCUGGGGAAGGCUCAAAUGUUUUAUGAAAAGGACCUGGAAGAAUGUGGCAUCACUGAUGAGGAACGGAAAGGAUCUCUAUACUCUGCAAUGUUCACAGAAAUCUUAAAAAAAGAGGAAGUGAUUUAUAGUAAGAUUGUGUACUAUUUUGUCCACCUAACCAUCCAGGAGUUUUUUGCAUCUCUUUUUGUGUUUCAUUGUUUCAUAAGCAAUGAAAUGAAUGAUCUGAAGUAUUUCAUCAAUGUCAAGUUCAGAGGUCGGCCUAAAGUGCAUACUUUCCUAAAAAGAGUGGUGAAAAAAGCUUCACAAAGUGAGAAUGGACAUCUGGACCUCUUAGUCCGCUUCCUUCAUGGCUUCUUAUUGGAGUCCAAUCAACAGCUUCUGGAAGGCCUACUGACAAGGUCGAAUAAUGCUGAAGCAAUGUGUAAAAUGAGGAAAUACCUCAAGUACAUGCCAACAAAGGACAUCUCUCCUGAAAGAUGCAUUAACCUGUUUCACUGUUUGAUUGAAAUGGGAGACAAGUCAUUGAAUGAAGACAUUCAAGCAUACCUCUCACAUAAGGAUAAAAAGAAAAGUUCAGUUAAACUCACAGCAGAUCACUGCUCAGCGUUGGCCUCUGUGCUUCUAAAGUCAGGGGAGGAACUAGAUGAGUUUGACCUGAGGAAAUACAAAGCAUCAUGGGAGAAGCGUAAUAGACUGGUCCCAGCUGUGAGAUGCUGCAGAAAGGCUUUACUUGCUGGCUGUAGACUCACAAAUGAGACUUGUGAAACAGUGGCCGAUGCACUAAGAUCCGCAAAUUCACCCUUGAGAGAACUGGACCUGAGUCAAAAUGACCUGCAGGAUUCAGGAGUGAAGCUGCUCUCUGCUGGACUGGGGGAUCCACACUGCGAACUAGAGAUACUGAGGCUGUCUGACUGUCAUGUCACAGAGGAUGGCUGUGCUUUUCUGGCUUCAGCUCUGAGGUUAAACCCCUCCCACCUGAGAGAACUGGACCUGAGCUUCAAUCACCCAGGAGACUCCGGAGUGAAGCUGCUCUCUGCUAGACUGGAUGUGGACCAUAAUGAAGAGUUCUGGGUAAAACCACAGCUGCUGAAGGAAUGCUUUGUUGGCGACGGCAUCACCUGCUACGACCUCCAGCUCUGCGCUGGCGGCUCCUGCUGUCGUCAAGGUUACCGCUGGUCCUCGGAGCUGGGUUGUGUGGACGUGGAUGAGUGUUCCCUCCCCAACCCGACCCUGCACCCCUCCUCAGGUUCUGUUGUCACCGGCUGUGAGGCCUGCCACCUGCAUGCCACCUGUCAUGCCUCUCUACUCACCAAUGAGGUCGAGGUCGAGUCUUCCUCAUCCAAGUUAGUCACUUGCAACUGUAAAUCAGGCUUUGUUGGCGACGGCAUCACCUGCUACGACCUCCAGCUCUGCGCUGGCGGCUCCUGCUGUCGUCAAGGUUACCGCUGGUCCUCGGAGCUGGGUUGUGUGGACGUGGAUGAGUGUUCCCUCCCCAACCGACCCUGCACCCCUCCUCAGGUCUGUGAGAACACCCCCGGAUCCUUCGACUGCCUCGUGCCUCCUGAAGACGACCUCCGCACCAGUCCUCGUUCUGACUCCCGUUCAGUGCAGUUUCAGUGUGGGGGGAGACGGUGUCCAGUGGGAGAGGACUGUAUCAGUGUUGGUGGAACAUCCCUCUGUGCAGACCCCUGCCAGUUCUACACUGUACUGAAUGAUGCCUGGCGGUCCACCACCAACAACGGUGCAGUUAAUGGCGAGCACUGUGACAUGUCUGUCAACUGGCAGGGCUGGUAUCGCCUGUUCCUGGGGAACACCAGUGUUCAGAUGCCAGAGAGGUGUGUGGAGAGGUACAUGUGUGGAACCCACGCCCCCAUGUGGCUCACAGAUCCCCAUCCCCAGCUGUCAAACAGUGUGGUUCAGAGGGGCGUCUGUGGGAACUGGGCAAGUGGCUGCUGCUCAUUUAAACAAGGUCCCAUCCAUGUCAAAGCCUGCUAUGGAAACUACUAUGUCUACAAGUUUGUCCCUGCAGUAAACUGCCACUUGGCCUACUGUGCAGAUGUCAACACCAAGGUGUGUUCUACCUGUAGAAACGAUGAGACCUGCAUGACUCUGGAGCUGGUCUGUGGGCGGAACUUCAUACAGGUGGGCCUUCAAAUGGUUAACCUGGAGGCCGGACGUCUGGAUCCUUCCUCUGCUCACCUGGCCGACCCCAGGUGCUCCGCCCACCAGAAGGCCAACGGCACGGUGUGGUACCAGGUGGAGCGCAGGGAGGGACGUUGUGGAAACACUCUGGAGACCAACGCCACCCAUGCUGUCUACUCCAACAGCUUAUUUGUUUACCCAUUUAAUACAAGAAACGACUCUCUCUCCCGACCCGUGAGCCUUCCAUUCUCCUGUGCCUAUCCCCUGGAGACAGAGAGCAGCCUGGAUGUAGCCAUCAAACCCUACCUGCUAACGGAGGGUGGAGUUUCAGGUUUAGGUGCCAAGGCCAAAUCCUUCAUGUCUCUGUAUCGAAACACCAACUUCACAAAGCCUUACCCACCUGGAGAAGUCCUCCUGCCAGUGGGCUCGGCCUUGCACGUGGGCGUGUCCGUAGACGAGACAGACGACCAGUUGGUGGUUAUUCUGGAGAAUUGCUACGCCACUCACACCCCCAACUUUGAUGAUCUUAUGCGAUACGUCCUUAUUCAGAACAGGUGCCCUAGUAACCAACGUCAGGUGAGGGUGGAGGAGAGCGGCUCGUCCCUCAGGGCUCGCUUCUCCGCUCUGCUGUUCCUGUACCAGGGGGACUACCGGGACGUCUUCCUGCACUGCAGCCUCAGCCUGUGUGACCAGAGGAGCUCCUCCUGCACUCCAUGUCUGGUGUCUCCCUGGUGUUUCUGCCUUAGGGUCUGUUCUCUCUGA